CGCGCCGGAAGCGCGCAUGGCAGCCCGGUGACCGUCGCCCAACCGCCCGGGGAAUGAGGUGAAGUUGCUGAGCUGUCUCCAGACGGAGCCAUGCACCACCAAGCUGUUCGUCCCGCGGCACCGGCAGGUCACUGUUCCAUGUAAGAAGAAUUACUGACUGCCAGUAUGGGAAAGAAACGCAUCAAAGGCAGAACUUCACAGUCUGACGAGUCUCCAGAUACGCUGGAACCUGUGUGCAAGCAUAUUCGUAAAGGAUUGGAACAUGGCCAUUUGAAAAAGGCGCUGCUGAAUGUGGAAUGGCAUGUUUGUCAGGACUGCAAGGCAGACAAUAAGACACAAGAGAAAUCCAAGGAGGAGGCUGAUGAAAGCCCUUCAAUAUGGUUAUGUCUAAAAUGUGGCCACAGGGGCUGUGGCAGAAAUUCUCAAGAACAGCAUGCUUUAAAGCAUUAUGCAACGCCAAGAUCAGAUCCCCAUUGUUUGGUUCUCAGUUUGGACAACUGGAGUGUGUGGUGCUACAUAUGUGAUAAUGAAGUUCCCUGUAAUACUUCAAUCCGAUUGGGCCAGACUGUGGAUUAUGUUAGAAAACAAGUUUGUAUUGACUCAUCACGUUCAGUAGAAAAACAACAAGAGAACAAAGGAUUUGACAACAAAAAAGUAGAAAAAGACAGCAAAAAUGAGCAAGAAAAAGAAGUGUCGUUUAAAGAAGAGAAUUCUAAUUCAAGUACUAACUCAGAAGUGACUGUGAAAGGACUUAGUAACUUGGGGAAUACAUGUUUCUUUAAUGCAGUGAUGCAGAAUUUAUCACAAACUCCAGUCCUGAGGGAGCUGCUUAAAGAAGCUAAAAUGCCUGGCACAACAGUUAAAAUUGAGUCACCUGAGUUAUCCAUGGAACCUCAGCUGAUAAAACUAGAUCAGCCAGGUCCUUUGACAUUAGCCAUGUAUCAGUUCUUGACAGAAAUGCAAGAGACAAAGAAAGGAGUAGUCACUCCCAAGGAACUUUUUGCUCAGGUUUGUAAAAAAGCAAUACGAUUUAAAGGUUAUCAGCAGCAAGACAGUCAUGAAUUGCUUCGUUACUUACUUGAUGGGAUGAGAGCAGAAGAAAUCCAACAAGUGAGUGUUGGAAUACUGAAGGCACUGGCUGACUCUAACAAACAAAAUGAGGAAGAACUUAAAAAGAAAAUUAAAGAGUAUGAAAAGAAAAAGGGAAUACAAAGUUUUGUAGAUCGAAUCUUUGGUGGAGAAUUAACCAGUACAAUUAUGUGUGAGGAAUGCAGAACCAUUAGGUCUUUACCACACUGGAACGACCAUGAGAUUGACAGGAGAAUAGUUAAGCAAGAAGGCAUUAUUGGGAUAAUACACCCUGAGAAUGAAGUAUCCUUGGUCCAUGAGUCUUUCCUUGAUCUGUCACUUCCUGUACUAGAUGAUCAGAAAGUAAAAAUUUCAAAUGAGAGAAACAUUAAAAAAAACAAAGAGAAGGAAUCUGAAGAUGAAGAGGACAAAAACAAUGACUGUUAUCUUAAGCAGAGAGAUGAGCCCCCUGGUACAAGUAAGCACCUUCAGAAAAAAGCAAAGAAACAGGCCAAAAAACAAGCCAAGAGCCAGCGCCGCCAGCAAAAACUUCAAGGAAAGGUGCUUCACUUGACAGAUAUCUGUGCAACUGAACAGUCAGAAAAAGAUGUCGAGUAUAACCAAGAAUCAGAGGCAGAAAUGAACUCUGAUGCUCCUGACAUGAAGCAAGAAGAAGAAUCAUCAAAUGAUUGCAAGGGUCACUGCUUAACUCAAAAAGAUUUGAGUGUACAAGGAAAUAGUACAGAAGUUCAGAGCAUGCAUGAAAAUACGCAAAAGUCAGAACAAGAGUGUGUAGAAAGUGAGUCUCUCAAGGAUCUCUCUAUGGAAAGCCUAGAUUCUCCUAUGAAGUUUGUUAAUGGCCUUGACAACCUAUCUUUGAAAGAUGAGGAUGAUGAAAAUGAAGAUGAGGAAGAGCUUGCUACUGACUUUUCAAAACUACAUUUGAGUGCCAGUGCUGAAUCUGGUACAAGUACCUUGGAUGACCUUCAAACUGUUCCCAUCAAAACAUGUGAAGUAUUGAGUGAAGAUCCAGAAACAGCAUUUUGUACUCUUGCAGACAGGGAAGAUCUGAGCCCAGAAGAAGGUUCAAUCCAUCACUGUUUGUAUCAAUUCACCCGCAAUGAAAAACUUACUGAGACCAAUAAACUACUCUGUGAUGUAUGUACACAAAGACAUUACGGACCAAAGAAGAACAUAAAAAGUGAAAAGAAGUAUGUUUAUACUAAUGCCAAAAAGCAGAUGCUAAUUUCUCUUGCUCCUCCAAUUUUAACUCUUCACUUAAAGAGGUUUCAACAGGCUGGAUUUAAUCUAAGGAAGGUUAACAGGCAUAUCAAGUUCCCAGAAGUGAUAGACUUGGCUCCUUUCUGCACAGCUAAAUGUAAAAACGUGGCUGAAGGGAAUACCAAGGUAUUGUACUCUCUCUAUGGAGUUGUUGAGCAUAGUGGAACAAUGAGGUCUGGGCACUACACUGCUUAUGCUAAAAUGAGAAGUAUGAACAACCAUCUCUUUGAUCUUGUCCUUCGAGGACAAUCUCCUCAAGCUUUAGAAACUGAACUAGUAAAAGGGCAGUGGUUCCACAUCAGUGAUACCCAUGUACAAGCUGUGUCUGUAUCGAAAGUGUUGAGCUCACAAGCCUAUCUCCUGUUCUAUGAGCGACUGCUGUAACUCAUCUGAGAAGCCACCUUAUAUGUGCAGCCAUCUUGCAGGCAGGCAGAGACUUGCAAAUCAUGUUGGAGCUACUGUAUACCACUGCAGGAAUAUACUUUAUGCUUCUCAGACACACUGAAAGUGGUUAACUUAUACUUUUUCCAGUGUUUUCACUACUUUUCAAUAAAAGGGUUUUUUCAAAAUUACACCUUUGAGCUUCUGUUUAGUAAUUUAUGUGUUGGCACAGACAAGCAACCACUACUUUUAGUUUCCUGCAAGUGCUCUACAUCUUAGUCAGCAGCCCUUUCACUUUAAAGGGACCAGCUAUAAUUCUGAACUGUAGUUAUUUCUGCUAUCAUCUGUUCCAUCUGUAUUUUAGAACUGAGUUCCAAGCAUCAGAAGCUGUUUCUUCCUACACAUCUUAGAGCUGAGACAAAUUCAGCAUCAGCUCUCUUUUCAACUGUUGGUUUAUGCCCAAUAAAGGACCCUCAGUUUGCAAACUCUCUAGGAAUUCUUUUGCAUGGGAACCUUAUGCUGGUAUUUUGGCAAGGCUGAGAGCUCAGAUCUCUCUCCCUUUUGCUACAGGCACUCCAGCAUAGCCUUUCUGCAGUGGAGCGGUAAGAAAACUGGUCCUGCAGUGACUUGUAACUCUAAAGUUCUCAAGAGGCAAGGCUUCACAUUGGGUUUCACAUAAAUAAAAUCUUGGCUUCUCCAUGCUAGAGCAGCAGCUGCUUACAUUCAGUGCAUUAUUCACAACCUUACUAAGAAAAUGGGCAGUCUUGCAUGUUCUUGUUACCCUUGCAGUCAUCAGCAGUAGUACUUGUGCAGCUGACUGUAUCAGUAUGCCAAUCCUUCUGAAAACUUGCCGAGUUUAUUUUUCAGCUACACCAGCAACUGAUUAUAAAGUGAGCAUCAGCGAAGCUGGUGUAUAGCAGCCUUAUUUAGGCAUAAGAUAGUUCCAGACUUGAUUUAGCCUUCCACUCCCUUCUGGCUGUGAAAUAGAGUAGCACUGGCAAGAGUAAUAAAAGGAUUAAUUAUUGAAGUGUCUUGAAUUUCAAGUGCAGUUCUCCUUUCAAUCUACUCUGAGACACAGGCUGUUUACUUUCCAGGAAGAGUCUUAACAGUUGAGAGAUUCCAGCACUGCAUCAUGCUAGCUAUUGGUGCUCAGUGAUUAUUUUUAAGGCCAUUAGAAUGAGAUGCAGUUCACUGCUGUCAGGCUGCCAUCUUGAUAGUGUGGAGACUUAAAGGGUGAGGAUGAACUAGAUGCGUCUAACAAAAACGAAUGUAGGCAUGGACUACAGCCCUGCUGCCAUACUUAAUUAUUUCAGUGUUCAUUUGACUCUUUACACUCAAAAUACUGGUAAGAAGCAUAAUUAAAAGCACCAAGUGCUGCAGCAGUUAUAAAUGAUGCUUUCCUGAAGUUACGAGCUCCCUGCAGUAGGCCCUGGGUCAGUCUCGCUCACGUAGCAGCACUGGGUGCAGGUGCCGUGGUGGCAGGGCGAGCCGCAGGGACGGCCUCUCUGAGGAGAGGGCCUGGGGGGGGACACCGCCAGCUGCAGUGUGCCCACUGCAGGGCACAGCUGAGCCCCUCAGACAAGAUGGCGGCACCGCAAGGAAGGGCAGAACGCUGCCUGCACGUGAGGGGAAAAGUGUGAGAAACAGCCCUGCCAGCACCCCCGUGAGAGGAGGAGAUGCUCCAGGAACCCGCACAGAGAGCAGGCGGGAGCAGGCUGUCCCCCCGUGGCUCGUGGAGGAGCGUGCUGGACGUGAGCAGGACAGAGGAGGCGGAUGUGCGCCUCGGAGAAAGCUGCAGCCUGGAGCAGGUUUCCCUGCCAUGAACUGCAGCCCCUGAAGGACCAGGCAGCAACAGUUGUUCCUGAUGGACUGUACCCUGCCCGGAGAACCCCCGUGCUGCGGCAGCUCGGGAAGGCCUGCACCCCUGCAGAGGGGAGGCGGGGGGAAGCGUACGCAGGGAGGAGCAGCAGAGGAGCUGUUACAGACUGACCCCAGCCCCCCCUCACCACGCUGUGGGGGAAGAGGUAGAGGAGUUGGGAGUGAAGGAGUACAGCUGAGCCUGGGAAGAAGGGGAGGUGAACAGGAAGGCAUUUUUGUUCUUGUUUCUCACCCUCCAACUCUAUUUUUAAUUGGUAAUAAAUUAAUUUUCUGCAUGUAGAAGAUGUUUUGCCUGCGCCAGUAAUUGGUAAUUGAUCUCCCUGCCUUUAGCUUGGCUCAUGAGCUUUUUCUAUUUAUUUUCUGCAUCUGUUGUGGUGAGGAAGGAGCAGCCAGCCCACCACACCCCUGCCUGCAUAUUCAUAUACUGGGAACAACCAUGUCAUGCGAAGUCCAAAUAAAAUGACAGUUAACAUUUUAACAGUGAGUACGUUUAUUGAAGUGUUUGACAUUCUGCACUCCAAUGGACGCAGUUCAUAACUUAUAGGCAACAGAGCAAAAC
Messenger RNA from Tyto alba (common barn owl), 5167 nucleotides. It is a transcript of the gene USP16, whose product is annotated as ubiquitin specific peptidase 16. The record is from RefSeq and is a predicted model, not a curated record. The coding region runs from base 166 to 2733 and encodes 855 amino acids. Gene Ontology annotation, cellular component: nucleus; cytosol. The transcript is spliced from 19 exons. Gene Ontology annotation, molecular function: cysteine-type endopeptidase activity; cysteine-type deubiquitinase activity; zinc ion binding. Lineage: Eukaryota; Metazoa; Chordata; Aves; Strigiformes; Tytonidae. Gene Ontology annotation, biological process: regulation of gene expression; regulation of cell cycle.